Molecule: messenger RNA, 2211 nt
Organism: Doryrhamphus excisus (bluestripe pipefish)
Lineage: Eukaryota; Metazoa; Chordata; Actinopteri; Syngnathiformes; Syngnathidae
Cellular component (GO): nucleus
Source: RefSeq, a predicted model, not a curated record
CGCAGGGAGCCCUGUAAACAAACUGACACGUCGCCCGGAUGUGACGUCACUAUCCAGCGACGCUGUUGUUUUCCGAUACGGAAGAAAAAGAAGGCUUAUAUUCUACCUGAAGGCUUUCCGCUUCCAAAGUUAUUAUAGCGGGUUUAGGACGUCAUAUUUUCAACACUGCACGUGUACAAGAAGGACUGAUUUUAGUUAAUUAUUCUGAUUUGGACUUUUCUGUGUUGUAUACUGUGUUGUAUACCAAGAAGCUGUAAUUCUACUAAGACGUAAUUAAAGCACUAUGCCAUUCCAACUGGAGGCAAUGUCGAGCAGGAAGCGGAGACCCAACUGGACAGACCAGGAGUGUUAUCUGCUUUCCCAGCUCGUCCACGAAAGGAAAGAAAUAAUUCGAGGGAAGUGCAUCACCGGCUUAUAUGAUAAACGACAGGCAUGGGAAGAGAUAACCCACACCAUCAACACGGCCUUUCCACACAUGCAGAGAACCGUGUCGGACUGCAGCAAAAAGUGGGAAAAUCUGCUGGCAAAGUCCAGGGAGGAGAUUAAAAGACAGAAGAUGCAAGCAGGCGCAGACGACGACCUGUCCCUGGAUCAGUUUAGUCCUCUCACACAAAUCGCAAUUUCUGUGAUGAACCCUUCAGUACAGGAUGAAGACGACUCCCCGUCCUUUGAUUUGAUUGACAGUCAACAAAGCAGUGGUGACAAAGACGGAAGCGCGUUCACAACAGGACAACAACUUAAAAGUAAACAUGAGCUGGCAGAUCCUGCGCUCCCGGCCUACGCUUCAGAGUCAUCCAUGAUCCCGUCAGGGCAAAGGGCGACGCCUUAUUCCAACGUCCCAAAGUCGCUUGCAGUACAAUUUAGCAGUCAUUAUCCGGCCGCGUCUGGAGAACAGUCCAACUCCCCCUGUUCUCCUUGCGCUCACGCAGCGCACUGUUCCACUCUACAGGAAAGGAUGGAUCUGGAAAUGUCUGUGUUGAGAAGACAGGAGGCAGUCCUCAAGCUGCAAGAGGAAUAUUACACACUCAAAAUAAAGCGGAUGAAGACGCAAAUGGACGACGCUCCUCUACAGAGCUGAGGUGUUUUUGGCCUGACGUGUGUGAUUCAUUUCUGUUAUUUCAUCACGUUUGGUUAUUUGUGUUUUGCAUCUGAGAAUAAUGUGACUCGUGAUCGCAUCGUGAAUGAAAGUUGAAGAACAUGAAGGUGACCUUAACACUGAUGAUUUCUGAUCAAAAAUGUCAGCAGGUUAAACAAAGUCCGUUUUUUUAAUGCUAAAUGAUUUUGGACAUUUCAGUUCUAUUUGACCAGGCACACCUGCACCGUGUGAUGCGUUCAAUGGCGGGCGUGUACUGAGAGCUUAUAUGUAGCAGUAAUCAUUAGAGUUGACCAUAUUUUAGACUGCGGAUGUAUUAGGAGGAUAAUGUGGGGGGGAUGGUUGCUUGUCUAUAUGUGCCCUGGGGUUGGCUGGCCACCAGUCCAGGGUGGACAGCUGGGAUAGGCUCCAGCACCCCCGCCACUCUCGUGAGGAUAAGUGGUAGAAAAUGAAUGAAUGAAUGCUUCACUUCCUUAGUUGUUUCCAUACUUCCACAAAUGCAUGUAUGUAUGCAAAAACAUCCUAAUCAUACAAUAACCAUGGCUAAACCUCACCGAUAUUCUCUGGUCAAAAACAACACUUUUAUGAUUUCUCUAUGUUAGAGUUGAAAUCCAAAAUAGCUUUAAUAGCAAUAUUUAGAUUGAAGUACUCCGAAUGUUUCAUAUUUGUGCAUGAGAGACUGUAGUUCAGGUCUGUAGAUCAUAUUUGGCUUUUAUUGCAUAAAUGGUGCCAUGCAAAUCGUUACCCAGUAAAAGGUAUGUUUUGAAAAUAUCAAUAAAUCAGAAGCCGAUCUUUUUAAACUCUUUGGCACUUGUGGCCUGUAAAGUAUUGACUUGUACUGCAAUCUGAUCAAUUGUACUUGUAAUGAUGACUAAUACAGUAUGCUGGCUAUGUUUGGCCGUGCGGUUUGAUGCCGCUUCAAAGCAUCCACUUUAAAGUGCACAUUUGGAAGCUCCAAAUGUUUGACUUGCACAAGUCCAAUAUGAGAACCGUGCAGUCAAAAUAAUGUCCCGUCUAGACCAGAAUGUAAUCCUUGUGUGUAAUACUUGUCAUACGUCCGUGUAUUUGGGAGUGACUGAAACUGGCGCUGAGGCCGAGGGUUUGGAAUAAAAGUCUCU